This is a messenger RNA of Salvia splendens (bonfire salvia), 1715 nucleotides long. RefSeq lists its product as uncharacterized. The transcript is spliced from 6 exons. Lineage: Eukaryota; Viridiplantae; Streptophyta; Magnoliopsida; Lamiales; Lamiaceae. Bases 723 to 1028 code for a protein of 101 amino acids. The record is from RefSeq and is a predicted model, not a curated record.
GUGAGCCUGGAUUUGAAAAAAGGGAAGAAACGGUUGUCUUCCUCGACUCAUUUAGUGAGCCCUCGAUUUGAAAAAAAGGAAGAACUCUGAACUUUUCUGCCUCCGGACUUCCCCAUAUUCCUCCUCUAGUCUUCACAACAAGUUUUCUUAUUCCCCUCUUGUUUAUCUUCAAAUACUGAAGGAUUCGGAGGAGGUGGACCUUCCGUGGGGUCGGAGGUCAAAGGUCGAUUAUUCAAGUUUUCCGGCAAUGCUCGGUGGCUGGCGGUGGGGUCGGCCGACCCCACUUGGGUCCGUCAGUGAUUAUAGUCCGAGUAGAAUGGAGAGUCAAGCCGCACCGAGAAGCCUCUCGCUAAACCUCCGCCGCCGUUCCUCUCAACAGCCACCGCGUCUUCAGUCCAAACGAUUGAUGGGGAAAUAGAUAAACAAAUUUCUGUUUGGAGAAAGCACAGAGAAGUGUUGUGCCACUUUUUCUUAUGCCAGCCUUUAUGCGCAAGGUCAAAUGAGCUCUUUGUGCUAAGCCAGGCCACUUAUCACAUUCACAACGAGUUUAUGAGGCCAGAAUCGGUCCACCCACCCGGAGCUCAAAUGUAUUUCUACUUCUCCCCCCCGCUUAGUCAGGAGGUGGAUUUUCCAUGAUAUCUGCAUCUCUACUUCUGACCAAAUAAGUGGUAGCAUGUGGUAGCAUUUACUCAUCUGGCCUUGUUAGCAUUGGAAUUGGUGCUAUGCCCCAGACACUGGAAAUUGGCUCUGACGAUAUAGAACCUGUUGGAUCCCAGAUUCCCAUACAAGUUCCUUCAUCUCACAUUUCAAUUGGUGAUGGUCCACAAACUCCGAAAACGACAUCAUUCCUUCAGUCUCUCAUGCUUUACCCAGCUACUGAUGGAACCUUCCAGAACCAGGAAAUGCUGCACAUCCUACUAAUGCAGCUCAGUCUUCCGAGCAUCCUGGGACAAAAGCCACUUAUAAGCUUUGGUGAUGCAUUAGAUAUGUACCAUACCAUCUCAGAGAAGGAGUUGAGGAGGAGCUAACUUCUAAAGGGGUUAUUAGUGUAGACUUCAUUUUUCUCAUGGGUUGAUCUGCAAACUUAGUUGUUGCUUACUAACUUCUGGAGUCCUAGGUUUCCCAUGCUUCAAAUAAGUGAUAACAGUGUUCUUUGUUGUCCGAUUUCUUGAGCUAAGGAGAGAGAACAAUUCCGGUUUUGAAAAAUUAAUUGAAAAAGUCAUAGGGCCGAUCGACUGAAUGAGAGCUUUAUGAGUUGCAAUCUUGUUGAUAUUGGUGCAUAAAAAUGAUUUAGGCAAUAGGAAUAAAAGCCUCAUAUCCAAAUUAUCACAUGCAUGACCCUGCAUAAACCCCUAGUGAGCCAGUUUGAGCCCAAAAGCCUAAUUUCUUUGUUGAAAAUUUUGAUGUCACUAUAUCAGCUUACCUAUUAUAUCCAUUUGUUGGCCUAUAUUUUCUUCCCUAGUCACCAAAAUUAAAGUACUAGCACAUCCUUGGGAGGGUAUUAUGGUGGCAACAUAAAGAUGGAAGUUUUGGACCAUUCAUUAGGUGGUAUUCAUUUGUACUGAGAUACUAAGUGAGUGAAAAGCUGUCACUUCAAACGAAAAUAGAAUAAAAAGGCAGCCUUUCAUGUGUAAAAAAAGCCAAGGCUAUGAAAAAAAAGAAAAAAGACAGCCUUUCAUGAGUAAAAAAAAGCCAAGGCUAGAAAAAAAAUAUUU